AUGGCGUCUGACGAAAUAGAGUUGUUUUCCUCGGACAAUCUCAGUCGUACAGCAAUUGCUGUCAAGGCGAAGUUUCAUGUGCCGUGGUUGUACCGGGAAGACUAUGACCUGGAUCCACGCAGGAAUAGCCAUUUCUUCCUCCAGACACAUGGCAUCACAACACUCAAGUGGGAUCUUACGGUGGUCGAAGAUAUGAUGAGGUCACAGAGCACGUACGUGCAGGGCCCGACUGUCUUCUCAUUAAAACUUAUCCAACCUGCUACGACCGUGAUCUUGCAAUUGGUUUUGAUCGACUGGAACCCGUAUCCCCCCGACAAUAGCACUGGUGUUUGGUGGGAUGUUGAACUCUCCCAAACUGGUCUGGUUUCAAUAUCGUCUCCUCCGCGCAUCGUGACUGAUUUCGCUGAGCCCGGAGUGCGGGAAGUUAAGGUUACGGUCAAAACGGAUAUGCGGAACAAUGUUGCGGAGUCCAUGAGGGGUAUGCCCGAAGGAGUUAUUAAGGGAGAUGGUAGCUCUCGAAUCACCCGAGCGUAUGCAUUGGAAUGCCCCUAUUAUUUCUUUCGCAGCUCAGAGAGGCUUUCACGAACUUGUCGGGUCGUCUGGCAUGAAAAUGGAGGGACCCUACGACUGGGAACCCCCAAAUUAUUGGACCAGACCAAACCCUGUAUCACCUAUCCAGGACGCUGGGAAGUUUUGAUGAUCGAAAGAUUUACGAGGCGCUGUGCGCUUGUUAUGGGAAAACCCACGAGUUUGGAAGACUACUUGACUAAGGUGCAAACCGUGGAUUAUGAAGCGACGCUUGCCCAAUUUGAAAGCUAUGCAGUGCGCAAAAGCGCUACUCGUCCGGCCACUGGACUGCAUAUGCAUAUACUGGAUGUUAAAUGGAGCUUGGCCAACUAUGCACUGGAGUCUAUUCGACUACCACUUAAACCCCAUGGGAUCAUCAUUUGGAACCGAAAUGGGCACGAGGACUGA
This is a messenger RNA of Paracoccidioides lutzii Pb01, 975 nucleotides long. RefSeq lists its product as hypothetical. Bases 1 to 975 code for a protein of 324 amino acids. The transcript is spliced from 4 exons. Gene Ontology annotation, molecular function: hydrolase activity, hydrolyzing O-glycosyl compounds. The record is from RefSeq and is a predicted model, not a curated record.